This is a messenger RNA of Apiotrichum porosum, 1785 nucleotides long. RefSeq names its product RNA-dependent ATPase rok1 (gene ROK1). NCBI's taxonomy places the organism in Eukaryota, Fungi, Basidiomycota, Tremellomycetes, Trichosporonales, Trichosporonaceae. The coding region runs from base 1 to 1785 and encodes 594 amino acids. Gene Ontology annotation, molecular function: ATP binding; nucleic acid binding. The transcript has 3 exons. The record is from RefSeq and is a predicted model, not a curated record.
AUGGCCUCUCCAUUCAACCUCCUUACAGCGGGAGCCCGUUUCGACAAGUCGCGCUUCCAAAAGGACAUUCAGCUCUUCGACAAAAAGGAGAAGACCAAGAGCAAAGGAAAGGGCAAGGCAAAGGAAACCUCUUCAGCCACCCUCCCGCAGUCUCUCAACUUCUUUGGAGACCACUCCGCCUCGGCGCCCAAAGCCGCUCCCGUUGACGACGAGUCGGACUCUGAGUCUGACUCGGACGCCGAAUCGUCUACGUCCCACACGUCCAUCCCUGCCCCGCCCAAGCAGAAGAUUACCAUCACCGGCCCCGAACCCCUUCCUUCUUCCCUCUCCACCGAGUUUGACUCUCUCUUCACCUCAUUGCCUGAAUCCUCUCUCAAGCGACCACUCUUGCGCGCGCUGUCCGAUGCCAACAUCCACUCGCUCUGGGGUGUUCAGUGUGCGGUCGGUGGCUCGCUUCUCGCCGGCAAUGACACGAUGUGUAUUGCCCCUACCGGUUCCGGAAAGACCCUCUCAUACCUCCUUCCCACUCUCGUGUCGCUCGACAAGCCUGCGCGCAAGCUAGUCGCUGAGGGUGAAGGCAAGGGUAUUCGUGCCGUUGUCCUCGUCCCCACUCACGACCUUGCUGUUCAGAUUCACGGUGUUCUCAAGGCCAUUACCGCCAAUGGCCGCUGGCGCUGUAUGGUUCUGAGCAAAGCCACUCAGACCGCUGUCUGCGAGUCGGCUCCAGGAAGCGUGAAGCUGGAGGCCGGAUCGGAUGACGAGGCCGACAGUGACGCCGAGUCGACUGGCAGUGUGAACGAGUUUGCAACCAAGGCCUCGGGUACCGGUCUUGGCAUUGACGUGCUCAUUGCCACCCCCGAGAGGUUGCAUCAUCUGCUUGAGCGCAAGCAGGUGUCUCUUGCCGACACCCGCCACCUUAUUCUUGACGAGUCUGACCGUCUGCUGUCACCCGAUUUCCUUCCCCAGGUCGAGCCUGUUGUCGAGGCAUGCACAAACGCCAAGGUGCAAAAAUGUCUGUUGUCCGCCACGAUGCCCGCCGGUGCUGAGGCCCUCGCUCGUCGCUGGCUGAAGGACGCCGGUGUCCGCGUUGUUGUUGGCCUCAAGGACUCUGCCGUGACGACCGUCGACCAGUCGCUCCUGUAUGCUGGUUCCGAGGCAGGAAAGCUUCUUGCGCUGCGCAACCUCAUCGCUGAAGGCGGUCUUCCCUACCCGUCGCUCGUCUUCGUUCAGUCGAUUGAACGCGCAGACGAGCUUGCCAAGGAGCUUGUUCUUGAUGGCGUGCGUGCGGAGGCUGUCCACUCGAGUCGCGGAAAAUCCAAGCGCGACGCCGCUAUUGCGGCUUUCCGCGCCGGUACCGUCUGGGUGCUUGUCGUCACCGAGGUGCUCGCCCGUGGUAUGGACUUCCGUGGCGUCAAGGUGGUCGUCAACUACGAUUUCCCGCAGACUGUCCAGAGCUACAUCCACCGUAUCGGUCGUACUGGUCGCGCUGGUCGUCCAGGCAAGGCUGUCACCUUCUUCACUAUCGAGGACGGCGCCUACCUCCGCACGAUCGCCAAUGUGCUCCGCGCUUCGGGCUGCCCCGUACCCGAGUACACACUUAACCUCCCAAAGCCGUCCAAGAACUUGAAGCGCAAGCUCGCCAAGGCACCGAUCAAGCGCAAGGCUGUUGGUGGCGGUGGUCGCGAUGUGGCGCGUGAGCAAGCUCGCAAGAAGCGUGCCAUGGUGGAGGCGAGCAAGCGUCGCAAGGGAAAGGAGGGCAAGGACGAGAAGAUGGACGACGAAUAG